Python bivittatus (Burmese python) is the source of this 3257-nucleotide messenger RNA. Lineage: Eukaryota; Metazoa; Chordata; Lepidosauria; Squamata; Pythonidae. The record is from RefSeq and is a predicted model, not a curated record.
UCUGCAAGAUUCCCAACCUCAAGUGCCACAUUGCUGAGCCUCUUCCUAUUCUUCAUAAAUAUUAUCAGUCAGGAGAUGCUGUCAUCGGAGCCAUCAUGUCUCAAAUCUACAUAUUUUCAAACACAGUAACUUUCCAAGAAUGUCCUUCUACUGAACUUGUUCAUGAUACUGCAGUUAUGACUCAGAUCUACCAGCACAUCCUGUCUUUGGUAUUUGCUGUAAAGGAGAUCAAUGAAAAUCUCCAGAUAUUGCCCAAUCUCACUCUGGGCUUCCAUAUCUAUAACAGUCAUUUUAUAGCAAGCUGGACAUAUCAUGCCUCGAUGGAACUCUUCUCCACACAAGGCAAGUUCAUCGCUAACUACAAGUGUGACACCGAGAACAAUCCGGUGUCAGUCAUUGGAGGACCUAAUUCUGAAGUCCGCAUCCAUAUGCCAACCAUCCCAUCAAUCUACAAAAUUCCACAGUUCACUUAUGGCUCUAGUUCUGAGAUAAAUAGGAAAGCUCAGGACGUUUUCUACCACCAGAUGUUUCCAGAUGUUGACAUGCAGUACAAGGGGAUUGUCCGGUUACUGCUGCAUUUUGGAUGGACCUGGAUUGGGGUUCUAUAUGAUAAUGUUGAUGAAGGAAGUAAGUUUGUAGACAGUGUGCUUUCCACAUUUUCCCAGAGAGGUAUUUGCUUUGAUUUCAUUGAAAGAUUUCUGGUACUGACUUUUGUCAGUGAUAUUGAUAAGAUGGUUGCAGAAGGAAUGAAAACAUAUAGCACUAUAACUGGAAGCACUGCUACCGUGUUACUUGUUCAUGGAGAAAUUGACACCAUGAUAUAUUUGAGAAUGGUCCCAACCAUAUCAAAAUAUGAAAAUAUAUCAGCAACAGCAAAUAAUAAAGUCUGGAUUAUGACAGCCCAGAUGGAUUUCACAUCACUACCCUUUCAAAGGAAUGAAGAUCUAGACUUCCUACAUGGUGCCCUAUCUUUUGCAGUUCACUCAAAGGAAGUUUUGGGAUUCCAGAAAUUUCUCCAGAAGAGAAGGGCAUUCUCUGAAUCACAAGACGGCUUUAUUCAGGUUUUCUGGGAGGAGGCCUUUGAAUGUUUCUUUCCCAGCUCCAAGAUUCACGAGCAAGAUGAAGCCAUCUGCAAUGGACUGGAAGAGCUGGAGACACUUCCUUCAUCUGUUUUUGAGAUGGAUAUGACUGCCCACAGCUAUAGCAUCUACAACAUGGUCCACAUUAUAGCACAUGCUUUGCAUAACAUGCUUUCAUUUGAAUUGAAGCACAUGGCAAGAGUACUUGAAGCAAGGGUGAAGCUACUAGAUCAAGACCUACGGCAGACACAGCCCCUUUCUCUUUGUAAUGCCAAAUGCAAUUCAGGUUAUAGAAAGGCUGCGAAGGAAGGGGAGCCAUUUUGCUGCUAUGAUUGUAUCCCAUGUCCAGAAGGGAAGAUUUCCAACCAGAAGGACUUGGAUGAGUGCUUUCAGUGUGCACAAGAUCACUAUCCAAAUGAGGACCAAGAUUCCUGCCUUCUGAAAAAUACAAACUUCUUGUCUUAUAAAGAAACCCUGGGGAACACUUUGAUCAGCUUUGUGGUUUGUUUUUCCACCAUUACCAUUUUGGUGUUAUGGAUUUUCGUUAAACAUAAUGAUACUCCCAUUGUGAAAGCUAACAAUAAAAGCCUCACCUACUUUCUCCUCAUCUCUCUCCUACUCUCUUUCCUUUGUGUUUUGCUAUUUAUUGGUCAGCCUCAUCAAAUUAUAUGCCUUCUUCGACAGACAACAUUUGGCAUCAUCUUCUCUGUGGCAGUUUCGAGCAUCUUGGCAAAGACUAUCAUUGUAGUUCUAGCUUUCAUGGCUACCAAGCCAGGGUCCAGAAUCAGAAAAUGGAUAGGGAACAGACUGGCCAUUCCUAUUGUUCUUUCUUGUUCCUUUAUUCAAACCAGUAUUUGUAUUGUAUGGCUAUCGACCUCUCCCCCAUUCCUAGAUGUUGACAUGUAUUCCAUGACAAGGGAAAUUGCAUUGAUAUGUAAUGAAGGGUCAACUAUCAUGUUCUACUGCGUCCUUGGUUUUAUGGGCUUCCUGGCAAUUAUCAGCUUCAUGGUGGCUUUCUUAGCCAGGAAGUUACCUGACACAUUUAAUGAAGCCAAAUUUAUUACCUUCAGCAUGUUGGUCUUUUGCAGUGUUUGGCUGUCCUUUGUUCCAACAUACUGGAGCACAAAGGGGAAAUAUAUGGUGGCUGUGGAGAUCUUCUCCAUUUUGUGCUCCAGUGGUGGGUUGCUAGCUUUUAUCUUCUUUCCAAAAUGUUACAUUAUUGUGGUUAGGCCUGAUUUAAACAACAAGGAACAGCUAAGAAGAAUAAUUGAAGAAGUUAAAGUUGCUCUUGCUUCAACCACCAAGCUCAUCUAUGGCUCAACUCCAGAAAUGAAUACAAAAACGCAGGCUCCUGUAUAUCAACAGAUGUUCCCAAGUGUGGAUCAUCAGUACAAGGGGAUUCUCCAGUUAUUGCUCUACUUCCAAUGGACUUGGAUCGAGGUGUUAUAUUCAAAUAAUGAUCAUGGUGAAAGGUUUAUACAGAAUAUAGUUCCCAUGUUUUCUCGGAAUGGCGUCUGCUUUGCUUUCAGUAAAAAAUUCCCAGCAAUCACUUAUUCUAAUAACAUUUUGUCUGCUGUGGAAGCUGGGUUUGAAAUGUACAAUGUUGUUAUGGGAAGCACUGUUAAUAUAGUAAUGGUUUUUUGUGAAAUUGAAGAGAUGAUUCUUCUUAGAUUAUUUCCCACUUUAUCAAAAUAUGAAGGAAAACCACUAUGGAAAAGAGUUAAGGUGUGGGUUAUCACAACCCUGAUAGAUUUCACUUCACGUCCCUUUCAAAGAAAUGAAGAGAUAGAUUUCCUCCAUGGUGCUCUGUCCUUUUCAAUUCACUCAAAGGAAGUAGUGAGAUUCCAGAAGUUUCUUCAGAUGAGAAAUUCUGCCUUGGAAAAAGAAGAUAGCUUUAUGAGGCUUUUCUGGGAAAAUGCAUUUGACUGUUCAUUCUCCAGGUCCAUAAUGGAUGAGGAACAUAGGACUAUCUGCACUGGAGAAGAAAAACUUGACAGUCUUCCUACAUCUGUAUUUGAAAUGGACAUGACUGGCCACAGCUACAGCGUCUACAAUGCAGUCUACGUAGUGGCACAAACAUUGUAUGACUUCCAGUCAUCCCUUUCCAAAUAUAGAGCAGAAGAGCAGGAAGCCAAACAAAAUCUUCUAAAACAACCACUAUGGAAGGUAAUGUCCUGA